AAAAUUCUGACCACUUUUGUUGUCAUCACCUUUGUUGUUUGCUGCAUUUUCAUCAUGACGCUGGUCGGUAUUACAAUUUAUAAAGAGCUAAGCUCAAAUUUCACAUCAUGUGGCCCAUAAUUCACCCGAGUCUCUGCUGGGCUUGUGUCUUUAUACAUUUAGUUAAGAACAUAGAUGGUGGCCUUCAGCCAUUUAAUGCUACCAGGUUUAUGCUAACUCAGUAUGGUCCCCCUUGUGAAUGUAGAGGUGGCCAUUGGGAAGCCCCACCCGGUACAUAUUUCCGGUCUGUAGAUUGUGGAGACAGGACUGCAUAUCUUGGUAUUCAUGGUACACCUACUCAGCAGCACCAACAGAGCUGGAAAUGUGUGUCUAAGCCUAAACCUAUCUUACCACCAGCUAAUGGUGAGUGCCCCUCUGAUUGUAAUUUCGUCGAAGCUAUGCACUCAUCCUGUUAUGCUUCUUUUACUGAAUGUCGGUUCAAUAACAUCCUGUAUUUUUAUUCUACGGCCAUUUCUUAUAAAAAGGCCUCUGGGGGCUCAGAUUGGAGUCUUAACACUCAGGUAAUAGGACCAGAAAGUUAUAAUUCAAAAACCCUUAGUGCAGGCUGCUAUGUAGAACCUGGACAAAAGGCAUGCUGGCCUCAACAAGCUCCGAUUCACAUAUCAGAUGGAGGGGGCCCUACAGACCAGGUUAAAGAAAAUUAUGUCCAAACUGUGUUGCAAAAACAAAGGGAGUCUCUCUUGCCCCGCCUUCAUUACCAUCCACUAUUGCUACCCAAACCUAGAGGCCUUAAUUUAGACCCUCAGACCAUGGAGAUCCUUACUGCCACCCAUGAUGCCCUAAACCGCUCCAACCCUUCCCUGGCAGAGGAUUGUUGGCUGUGUCUCGCAUUAGGAAUUUCAUGGCCUCUAGUUUUACCUUUAAGUAACGAGUCUAAUAUACUCCCCUCUCCGGAUAUUUGUAGCUAUACCACGCCUUUUAAGGUCCAGCCUCGCUACUUCAACACAUCUAUUUGCCUUUUUAGUCCCUUUCAAAAUAAUUCCUUUGAUGUAGACCUCGGAUUAGCUAUGUUUACUACCUGCUCUAGGUUUAUAAACACCUCUCAGACAGGCUGUUUAGGGGGGGGAAAAUUUAUGUAUGUGGAAAUAACAUGGCCUAUCCUUAUUUACCCACUAACUGGACUGGACAUAAUUCCAGGAGAUGAGCCUGUGCCUUUGCCUAGCUUUGACACAUUCGUUCCUAGGCACAAACGAGCGGUCCAGUUUAUUCCAUUGCUUAUUGGACUGGGUAUCUCAGGAGCCCUCGCUACGGGCUCAGCUGGUGUAGGAGUGGCAAUAGACACUUACAACAAAUUAUCUCAACAGUUAAUUAAUGAUGUAAAUAUGGUCUAUCGGUCUGUACAAGAUCUUCAGGACCAGGUAGACUCACUAGCCGAGGUUGUCUUACAGAAUAGACGGGGACUUGAUCUACUAACAGCAGACAAGGGAGGUAUCUGUUUAGCAUUACAGGAAAAAUGCUGUUUUUAUACCAACAAGUCCGGGAUCGUCAGAGAUCGGAUUAAAAAACACCAAGAGGAACUAGAAAAAAGGCGACAGGAGCUUUUUGCUAACCCCAUGUGGGGCAUGUGGAACGGAAUUCUGCCUUACCUUCUACCCCUUGUUGGGCCCCUGGUGUCCCUACUCUUAAUCCUAACAAUAGGCCCCUGCAUUUUCAACCGGUUGACUCAAUUCAUGCGAGAAAGGCUGUCAGCUGUCCAAACCUUAGUGCUGACUAGCCAAUACCAAGCCCUAGAAACAAGUGACCCUGAUAAUCUAUAAAGGAGGGAAAGAUGCCCCUCCAUAGUUACAAAGAAAAAGGGAGGAAUGAAAAAAAAAAAAUUAAAAAUUAUAAAAGUCAGGAGCCAUGAAGUCUCUCAGGCAGGUCGCGUACCGGUCAGGAAUUCCAACUCACUGAUAAGC
This is a messenger RNA of Nannospalax galili (Upper Galilee mountains blind mole rat), 1958 nucleotides long. Its product is annotated as syncytin-2-like. The transcript has 2 exons. Lineage: Eukaryota; Metazoa; Chordata; Mammalia; Rodentia; Spalacidae. The record is from RefSeq and is a predicted model, not a curated record. Bases 108 to 1817 code for a protein of 569 amino acids.